AUGGUUGUCGAAUUAUUGAACAUAAAUGGCAUAAUGAAGUCCCACACUAUCAUUCCAAUUAUUGGUGACGGAGUUUGCCUGUUUAGGGCAAUAUCUUUUGUGUUAUAUGACACUCAAGAUAAGGCCCAAGAAGUACGUAAAAAGAUAGUAACCCAUGUGAUAAAUAAUUGGGAAGAUUAUUCAAUAAUGUCACAUGAUAGUGAUGGAAAUAAUUAUCGUAGUUCUGCUGACUACUUUAGUGAUAUGUUAAAAUUUAAUACUUAUGGAGGUUUAUGUGAGCUGGUGGCAGCCGGACAAUUAUUUUUGGUAUUUAUUGAGGUGUACCUCAAUGGUGAACUGUAUGAAAAAUUUGGUUCAGAAAGGAACCCCGUAAAGAUAUUUCGUUUUAGUUCUAUGCAAAACCUAUCUAAUGGGCAUUUUGAUGUUUAUUUACCAUAUGAAGAUGAAUUGACUAACUCUGUAUCUGAUGAGUUUGAUAACAUACCCAGCUCUCAGAAGCAUACUAAAAAACGACGGAAGAGAUUUACAAAUAAUAUCAGAAAAAAACAGCUUAUACAAUCUGCUACUAAAUAUCAGCUCAAAAAUAAAGAAGUUCAUAAAGUAGCAGCAGCCAAGUAUAAAAAAAAAAAUCCAGAAGUAAAUAGAGUGCAAGUUCAUAGAUAUGAACAAAAUAAUCCAGGAGGACGAUCAGAGAGGCGAAUCCUUCCAUGGAAAAUAAAAGCUUUUUCCGGCAUGAAAUAUGAAUCGGAAAUAGCUUAUGAGACGGAUGAAACUGUAUCUUUGGGUACUAUGAGUCAUAAAUGCGUAUACUGCGAUGCUCUUAAAUUCAAAGAAGAGGCGCCUGGAAUGUGUUGUAGUGCCGGUAAAGUACAACUUCCGUCUUUUUUACCUCUUCCUAAACCUCUUUACAGUUUGAUUAUGGGGUUCCAUCCUGAUCACAAAAAUUUCAUGGACCGUAUUAGAAAAUACAAUAACUGCUUCCAAAUGACAUCUUUUGGAGCGAAACAAAUUAUCGAAGAUGGAUUUAUGCCCACAUUCAAAGUGAAAGGUCAGGUGUAUCAUUUAAUUGGUAGUUUGCAAGCUUUACCUCAACAAAACCCUCAAUUUCUACAGAUUUAUUUCGUUGGAGAUGAUGAGAGAGAAACACGCUUAAGAUGUAGCCACUUCGCUGAUGUAAAGCAAAGCCUGGUAAAACAAUUACAAGCGAUGUUGCACCAUAAUAACCCAUACAUAAAGGACUUGAAAACCACACUCGAAAGAGUACCUCAAAAUAGUAAAAACUUUGAAAUUAUAAUACACGCUGAUAGAAAACCUGAUAAUGCUCACAGAGGACGUUAUAAUGCACCAAUAACAAGUGAAGUAUCAUUGGUCAUAGUUGGACAACAGUUUGAAAAACGAGAUAUUGUGUUACAAAGUCAUGAUAACAAAUUGCAACGUAUUAGUGAAUUGCACCGUUCAUACGAUACACUUCAGUACCCGUUACUUUUCUGUCAUGGGGAGGAUAGUUAUUCCAUUAAUAUCUCACAGAUUGAUCCAAAAACUAAAUUACCACUUCAGAAAACAGUUUCUGCAUCGCAAUUUUAUUCUUACCACAUCAUGAUUAGACAAACGGAAAUCAACCAUUUACUGUACUUUAGAUCACUUUUUAAUCAAUAUUUAGUUGAAAUGUACGCUAAAAUUGAAACAGAGCGCUUAAAUUUUAUUAAAAACAAUCAAAUGCAACUCAGAGCUGAUAAUUACAUACAUCUCAGAGAUGCUAUUGGGAGACAAGAUACCGAUCUUACCCAUCUUGGUCAGAUGGUAGUUCUUCCGUCGUCUUUUACUGGCUCACCACGGUAUAUGCAUGAAAAAACUCAGGACGCCAUGACAUACGUUCGUCAUUACGGUCGUCCUGAUUUAUUCAUAACUUUCACAUGUAAUUCUCGAUGGAGAGAAGUUUCAAAUGCAUUACUUUCUGAACAAAAGUCCUACGAUCGUCAUGAUAUUAUAGCUAGGAUAUUUCAUUUAAAAGUCAAGACGUUAAUGAAAUUGUUAACAAAAGGGAAUUUGUUUGGGGAAGUGCAAUGUUUUAUGUAUUCGGUCGAAUGGCAAAAACGUGGUUUACCACACAUACAUAUUUUGUUAUGGCUAAAACAGCGCAUUUCUCCAGAUAAAUUAGAUUGUAUCAUUAGUGCGGAAAUACCUGAUCCUGAAAAAGAUUCUCUCCUUUACGAUAUUAUCAAAGCCAAUAUGAUCCAUGGGCCUUGCGGUAAUUCAAACAAUAGAUCACCCUGUAUGGAGUCAGGUAGCUGUAGCAAGAAGUAUCCUAGAACUUUCAUUCGAGAAACACAGAUAGGAGACGACGGGUAUCCAAAGUAUAGGCGAAGAGCUCCAGAAAAUGGUGGUUUUACUGUUGAAAUAAAUGGUAAUACACUUGAUAAUCGUUGGGUAGUACCGUAUAACCCAGUGCUUUCACGUACAUUUGGUGCUCAUAUUAAUGUAGAGUACUGUAACUCUGUAAAAUCUAUAAAAUACAUUUGUAAAUAUAUUACAAAAGGAAGUGAUCAAGCAGCAUUUGGUUUUGAAAAUGAUAAUGAUGAAGUCAAGCUUUAUGAAAGUGGUCGAUAUAUCAGCAGCUCUGAGGCUGUAUGGAGAAUUCUGGCUUUUCCUAUCCACGAGAGAUUUCCAACAGUCUUCCAUCUUUCCGUGCAUUUAGAAAAUGGCCAGCGUGUUUAUUUCAACCCUAAUGACUCCAGUCGUUUAACAGACAUGAUUAACAAUCCACCAAAAACUACUCUUUUAGCAUUUUUCGACUUAUGUAAAACAGAUGAUUUUGCAAAAACACUUCUUUAUGUUGAUGUUCCCUCUUACUAUGUAUGGAAAAAUAAUAGAUUUGAGAGAAGAAAACGUGGAAUUACCGUAAAUGGUUGGCCGGGAAUAAAACCUGAUCAAGCUCUGGGUAGAGUAUAUACCAUUCACCCUAAUAAUACCGAGUGUUACUAUCUUCGACUUUUACUUCAUGAAGUCCGAGGUCCUACAUCUUUUUUGAAAUUGAAAACUGUUAACGGCACAAUUCAACCUACUUAUCAGACAGCGUGUAAGGCUCUAGGCUUACUGGAAGACGAAAGGCACUGGGAUACAACUAUGGAAGAAGCUGUGCUUUGUGGUUCUCCAUUUAAAUUACGGGAACUUUUUGCAAUUAUGUUGAUAUUUUGUCAAUUGUCAGAUGCUUUAAGUCUUUGGGAAAAAUACAAGGACAGUCUUUCAGAAGAUAUACGACAUCGAGUGGAGUUGGAUAUACAACCCGAGAAUGUGAAUUCAAUUAUUAAUGAAGUAUACAAUAAAUGCUUAGUUACUCUUGAAGAUACUGUUCUAUCUCUGGGAGGUACAUCUUUGCAACAUUAUGGUUUACCUCAGCCAUCAAGAUGUGAAGCAGUCUUACAAAAUAAAGAUUACCUUCGAGAAAUCAAUUAUGAUUCAAAUAUUUUGGCACAGUAUAUAAAUUUUAAUGAACAUUUACUAAAUAAUGAACAGUCCUAUGUAUAUAACAAAAUAUUAGAGGGCAUUGAAAAGAACACUGGCCAAAUAUUUUUCUUAGACGCACCUGGAGGCACUGGUAAAACAUUUGUCAUAAAUAUUUUAUUGGCCAGAGUACGAAAAGAUCAUGGAAUAGCUUUGGCUGUAGCUUCUUCAGGCAUCGCUGCUACAUUGCUAGAAGGAGGUAAAACAGCUCAUUCUGUAUUUAAAUUACCAUUAAACCUAACGAGAGUAGAGACACCUAUGUGCAAUAUUUCCAAACAGAGUAAUAUAGCACAAGUUCUAAAAGACUGUAAGUUAAUAGUUUGGGAUGAAUGUACAAUGGCCCACAAGGGUGGCUUUGAGGCCCUCAAUAGAACAUUAAAAGAUAUAAGGGGAUAUAAUAAUUUGAUGGGUGGAGUCACUGUGCUGCUAGCAGGAGAUUUUCGGCAAACAUUACCCGUUAUACCUAGGGGUACAAAGGCUGAUGAAGUAAAGUCAUGUCUAAAAGCUUCGUAUUUGUGGCCACAUAUCCAGAAAGUUGCACUUCAUAAAAAUAUGAGGGUUCAUGUGAAAGGUGACACAUCUGCGGGGAUUUUCGCUGAGAUGUUAAUUAAAAUAGGAGACGGAAAUUUCCCUUCAUUGGAAGGUGAGAUCACUAUUCCCUCAAAUUUGUGUACAGUUGUUAGCUCUUUAUCAGAACUAACUUCCAGAAUUUACCCAGAUAUAAUAAAUAUCAAGAUGAAACCCAUCGAAUGGUUGUGCGAGCGAGCCAUCUUAACUCCAAAGAACGACAAGGCAGCAGAAAUCAAUGAAAUUCUACUAAAGGCAUUUAAUGAAAAAUCUGUUGAAUAUAAAUCUUUUGAUUCGGUGAUCCAAUCGGAUGAUGCUGUCCAUUACCCUUUAGAAUUUCUUAAUACUCUGAAUCCUUCUGGUCUUCCAUCACAUAAACUUAUCCUUAAAAUUGGAGCACCUAUAAUGUUACUAAGAAAUCUUAACCCACCUAAAUUGUGUAAUGGAACUAGAUUGCAAGUUAAAUCUCUGCACAAAAAUGUAAUAGAAGCUAUAGUUAUCACUGGGUGUGCUAGAGGAGAUAUAGUUUUAAUCCCGAGAAUAACGUUAAUCCCAACUGAUUAUCCCUUUGAGUUUAAAAGAAUACAAUUCCCACUCAAAGUUUGCUUUGCUAUGACUAUUAAUAAGUCUCAAGGACAAUCAUUGGGCAUGGCAGGGAUUGAUUUAAGAGAAGAAUGUUUUUCACAUGGACAGUUCUAUGUCGCAUGUUCUAGAGUUAGCUCUGCCAGUAGUUUGGUUAUUUUAGCACCAAAAGGCAGUACCAAAAAUACUGUUUAUAAAGAGGUAUUGAGAUGA
Macrosiphum euphorbiae (potato aphid) is the source of this 4863-nucleotide messenger RNA. NCBI's taxonomy places the organism in Eukaryota, Metazoa, Arthropoda, Insecta, Hemiptera, Aphididae. The record is from the annotation of a GenBank genome assembly.